AUGCAGAACGUGGUGGACAUGGAGCUGGGCAAGCCCCAGUUCCGGUGCGGCUGCGCCUGCGUGCGCCGGGACACCGGCACGGGCGCCUGCGCCGCCACAGAGUGCGGCAUCCAGUACUCCACGCCCACGCAGGCGCCCAUCUGCACCGUGCCUACGCCGCAGCGGUGGCCGGCGCUGGUGCAGGUGCCGGACGCCCAGGCACACCGGCUCUGGUGCCAAGCCUCCGGCUCCGAGCAGGACUGCCCGGUCACCGUGCUCCUCACCGGAGGCAACCUCCAGCUUUCUCAAGCACUUGGAAUGGGGAUGUUCCCAACUUUGACACCUGGUGCUAUUGCUACCAAUUCUUCCAACUUUUUUGAUGACUUGUCAAGUGUAGUCCCUCUGGGUUCAAGCGCGCCACCUGCACAUGUACUCUACGUAGAGCCGGCCUUUGCUCCAAACGAGACCCUGUACGUGCUCCAGCCGCAGUGUCUGUGGAAUUCAGGCACUGCUUCAGCGACUUAUAAUGGGUUGCCACUACAGUACUAUGUACAGUGUGUUCAAGCUCUGCCGCUGUGGUGCGACAAUUCAUCAGUGAUAAACCAUCAACUAUUUAACGGUUACAAGGGUGCAAAUGAGUGGGGCACAUCAAACGAAUUCCUUGCUGGUUAUGACUUCCUUGAUACAAGCAUGACAAGCCUACAAGUAUAUAUUUCGUACAACUCCACCUUCAGCAGGGACGACGACGACGACGGUUCCAUGCCAGUUUUGCGUGUUCCACGGUUGGUUAACAUGGCAUCCACGGCAUAUCUGAAGCUUCUUCUAGGAGCAGAUGCAAAAAUGGACUUAGACUAUUUGAAGGAGAUGCCAAAACCUGAAACUAAAAUGAGGAUGGACCUGACACCUCUUCUUGACCCACUAUUCUUUACUUGGGUAGUUCAACUCCUCCUUCCGGUAACAGUUACACUUCUUGUUUACGAGAAGGAACAUAAACUGAGACUAAUGAUGAAAAUGCAUGGGCUAAAGAAUGCUCCUUACUGGUUGAUAACUUACGCCUACUUCUUGUGCCUAUCAACAGCUUACAUCACCCUCUUAGUGAUUUUUGGGUCCCUUUUAGGGCUAGACAUAUUCAGAUUAAAUAGCUACGGAGUACAAUUCAUAUUCUAUUUCACAUAUAUCAAUCUCCAGAUUGUGCUUGCAUUUUUGUUCGCGUCUUUCUUCUCAAGUACCAAGACUGCUAGUGUAAUUAGUUACAUUUAUGUAUUUGGCUCUGGCCUUCUCGCAGAUGCGCUUUUUGUGUACUACAUCCAGGAUACCACUUUUCCAUAUAAAUGGCUUGUGACGAUGGAGUUUUUUCCUGCAUUCUCCCUCUACCGAGGAAUAUAUGACCUUGCAGGGUAUGCCUACGCAGGGCGUUAUCUGGGAAAUCCUGGGAUGCAAUGGAUGGACUUAAACGAUCCACUGAACGGGAUGAAAGAUGUUUUGCUCCUAAUGUCUGCCGAAUGGAUACUUCUGAUUCCUGUGGCGUUUCUACUGGACCACUGGCCUGUCUGGCAAUGGCAUCCUCUUUCUCUCUACAGAUUGCUGUCGAAGAAGCAUUCACAGCUUUCAGGAACACUAAACGAAGUGAACAGCAAAUCCACGAGGGUGUCGAUUGAUAUGGCAAAGCCUGAUGUUUUCUUAGAGUGCGAGGUGGUGGAACGAUUACUUAAGAAAGUGGGCAAGAGGAGGAGCAUGGUCGUCUGCCAUAAUAUGAAGAAAUUAUACCCCGGAAAGAAUGGAAACCCUGACAAGGUUGCAGUCAGAGGCUUGUCACUUGCUUUGCCUAGAGGGCAGUGUUUCGGGAUGCUUGGUCCCAGUGGGUCUGGCAAGACAUCCUUCAUGAACAUGAUGAUUGGCCUUCAGAUGCCAUCAUAUGGAACAGCUUACAUAGAUGGAAUGGAUCUAAGGAAGGAUAUGGAUGAAAUAUAUGCAAAUAUUGGUGUAUGUCCACAGCAUGACCUACUUUGGGAGACAAUGACAGGAAGGGAGCACCUAAUGUUCUACGGUCGGAUGAAGAAUCUCACAGGUGUCGCUCUAACAAAGGCCGUGGAAGAAUCCUUGAAGAGUGUAAAUCUGUUCCAUAGCGGGUUUGGCGACAAAUCUGCAAGCACGUAUAGCGGUGGCAUGAAAAGAAGGCUCAGCGUCGCCAUCGCCCUCAUAGGCAACCCUAAAGUUGUUUACAUGGAUGAACUGAGCACCGGACUGGACCCGGCAUCAAGGAGAUACCUGUGGAACGCCGUUAAGCAAGCAAAGAAAAACAGCACCAUUAUCCUUACCAAAGAAGCUAAGGUGACAAUGUUGAUGCAGCUGAAGGCGAGGUAUGGUGGCACAUGGACGCUGACGAUCAUGACUGAGCCAUUACACGAGGGCGAGGUGGAGGAGCUGGUGAACCAGCUCUCUCCUGGUGCUUCCAGAAUCUACAGUCUAUCUGGCACGCAGAAGUUCACCUUGCUUCGUCGGGAGGUGGGGCUGGAUGGUGUAUUCAGGGUGGUGGAGAUGGCGCGGCGUGCAUUCCCAGUGCUGGGGUGGGGUGUGGCAGGUGCCACACUGGAGGACGCCUUCAUCAGAGUGGUCAAGGACGCGCAGGUGUUUGACGAUAUGUCCUAG
Molecule: messenger RNA, 2628 nt
Organism: Miscanthus lutarioriparius
Lineage: Eukaryota; Viridiplantae; Streptophyta; Magnoliopsida; Poales; Poaceae
Source: the annotation of a GenBank genome assembly